Messenger RNA from Acanthoscelides obtectus, 447 nucleotides. The record is from the annotation of a GenBank genome assembly. Lineage: Eukaryota; Metazoa; Arthropoda; Insecta; Coleoptera; Chrysomelidae.
AUCUAAGGUGUGCCAAAUGUAUGCCAGCAUUUUUUUUAUACUCCAACUACCACGAAGGCCUAAGGCCUAAGCACCCAUUGGGUACCGUGGGGCUAUAGGGGGAUACAUGGGAAAGGGGAAACGCCACACGGACUCUGGCGAGGGAACACGUGUGCAUGCAAGAUGCACACAUUCUGGCUCCGCCUACGAGAUCCGCCGGGUGGUACCUCCACGUUCGACAGUCAGAGACCGUCUACCACCUACGGACAAUCACAACAUCUAUAGCCAAGAGAAAAAUUUCUCUUGGGACGGGACUCGAACCCGCACAGCGCACGGCGACUGAUCAGGAGAUCGAAGAGUCUACUACUGCGGCCACAGCUGCUGCCUAUAUGUGCCAGUUUGGGGAGAGGCGGAAAUAUUAUCAAACUUUUCUGUGUUUUUCAAUCGUCUUUAUCUUUUUACGGAGAU